AUGGCAGCCCGCUUCGACCGGCUCAUCAGGUUCAAGAACACUGCCGGACAGAUCUACUAUGGUGAACUUGGGCUGGAAUGUCCAGCGUCAAAGGAAACGCUUGUGGGAAUGCGAGUCAAAGUGUUCGGCGGCGGACUACCAUGGGAUACGGGCUUUCAAUUGAGCUCCAUCGAAGAGGAAAUUGACGAGAUUAUUUGUCCUAUUCCAUGUACGCCUAUUUUUCAAUGUGUAGGCUUGAAUUAUCGGAAGCAUGUUCUUGAGGCAGGGUUUCCCAUAGAUGAAUUCCCAACCAUCUUCACGAAACCUCCAGAUGCUCUUGGUGGUCCAUACGAACCGAUUCCAAUCCAUGCCAGUUGCAAGUUUAUGGACUAUGUGGCUGAGCUCUGCGCAAUCAUCAGAAAAGACUGUAAAAAUGUCAUCACAGAUGAAGCAGCUUUGUCUUGUAUCUUAGGAUACACCGCGGGCAAUGAUAUCUCUUCGCGUUAUUGGCAAAUGCCAGAACGCUGUGGUAAUCAACACGGUCCAUCAAAGUCAUUUGACAAGUUUGCGCCCAUAGGACCCACGAUCUUGAGCCCAAGAGCCUUUCAGGAGAACUUCAACGGGCUGGCAAUCAAAACAUAUGUCAAUGAAGACCUUAGACAGGAUGCAAGAACCGAUGACCAUAUCUUCACAUUGGGAAAGGUCAUCUGCCACAUUUCACGUGGUGCGACACUGAGAAAAGGAACAGUCAUCAUGACUGGCACCCCGGCGCGUGUAGCAGCUUUCAUGAAGCCGCCACAGUGGUUAAAGGAUGGUGAUGUAGUCACCGUGAAAGUUGAAAAGAUUGGCAGCAUAUCGAAUGUUAUGAAAUUUGAGUGA
Molecule: messenger RNA, 858 nt
Organism: Glarea lozoyensis ATCC 20868
Lineage: Eukaryota; Fungi; Ascomycota; Leotiomycetes; Helotiales; Helotiaceae
Product: FAH
Exons: 5
Coding region: 1-858 (285 amino acids)
Molecular function (GO): acetylpyruvate hydrolase activity
Source: RefSeq, a predicted model, not a curated record